Molecule: messenger RNA, 1926 nt
Organism: Komagataella phaffii GS115
Lineage: Eukaryota; Fungi; Ascomycota; Pichiomycetes; Pichiales; Pichiaceae
Exons: 1
Coding region: 1-1926 (641 amino acids)
Biological process (GO): mitochondrial respiratory chain complex III assembly
Cellular component (GO): mitochondrial inner membrane
Source: RefSeq, a predicted model, not a curated record
AUGAGCCACCUCUGCAGUGUUGGUGCUCGCUCUUUGUUAAGACAAUCAUCCAGAAGUAUCCAUCAGAGUCGUCUUUUAUUGAAUGCUCUCCCAGGUAAGAAUGAUCCAACUGCCAACGAUAAGCCAGCAGGGAGGAGAUCACUUAAUGACCAAUUGUUUCAGGGAAAGGAGAAAAGCUUCAACUUUGAGGGGGAUAAGAUGCCAAAGGAGAGUCAAUCCGAAAUUGAGAGGAAAUACGCCUUUUAUGAAAGAUUGAAGGCGAUUCUGUUAGGGCUAGGUGCCGUUGGAGGUCUAAUGGGUGGCUUCUACGUGUGGUCCAAAUGGAAUAUCAUCAAGUUUAAAAUAUUUAAUGAGCAUGAUCUUUCCAAGUUUGAUGAAAUCUACGAAGAUAUACUGAAAAAGAAACAGAAGAGAGCAGAAGAUGAGAAAUUAGAAGUCUCUACGGUGACCAAUCCUAAUGAUAGCUUUGUUCCUGGACUUUACGUAUGUGGUGACAACAAAGGAGGUACAGUGUCUGAUUCUGGUAGAAAGCAGCAACUGGUUUUAAAGCGUCUUGCGUUUUUUGAUGGAAUGCUACUUCGUGAUGUUAUUUUGAACGGCCCGGUUGGUUUAGCCAUUACUGAGAAGGGUGAUGUUUAUGAAUGGGGCUCUGGAUUUAACGGAAAGCAAGGAAAGCCAGAACUUGUGUUAAAAGAUGAAAAUGUUGUCAAAGUUCAAGUUAGUAAGAACAUGGUGUACGCGUUGAACGGUCGAGGUGAAGUGUUAUAUUUCCCCGCCUCUGUAGCGGAUAAGCGUAGAUUUGUCGGGGAUAAAGGAAGGAAGUAUUUGGGUCUAAAAUCUUAUGACAAGAAAUAUAGAAAACUGACAGAUUUUUCAGUGAAAGAUAUAGCUUGUGGAAUAGAUCAUAUUGUGAUCUUGUCUCAAGAUGGUCAAGUUUUCACAAGUGCAACCGGAACAGUACGAGAUACGAACAAAUCAUACGGGCAAUACGGUAUUCCUACGCUGACGCAAUUUGAUGAACCUCCAGCUCCUCAUGAGAUUCAUGAUGUUGUCCUACUGAAUAAGUAUAAAACUGAUGAGAGAGACGGAAAUCCAGUCAUCAAAAAGAGAAAGAUAACUAAAAUUGCUGCAGGAGAUUAUCACACAUUGGCAUUGGACGAUCUUGGUUACGUAUGGUCUUUUGGUAAGAACACUCAUGGUGAGCUGGCUAAACAUGUUUCCUAUGAAACAGAGAUUGUUCCAGUCCCUAAGAGAAUUGAAUUGAUACAAAAUCAUUUUGCCAAGAACGAGUUUCCUCAAUGUAUUGACAUAGCAGCAGGAGGUCAAACUUCGUAUGCUACUUUUGUUACAAGUGACAUGUACAAAUUGUUUGAAAAAACCAUUCAAGAGGGAAAUAAUGUCGAUUUAGCUAAAUUGUCUCAAGAUCAGAGAGACUCAGUGUCAUACUUUGCAUGGGGUCAUGGGCUGAAAGGUCAGUUAGGUACUGGAAGAUAUGUACAUUCUGAGGCAGAGCCUAGGAAGAUCAAAGCUUUGGAGGGUUUCACGGAGUUCAACGAAAAAAGUAACAAGUUGGAGACUACCACGGUGAAAGACUGGAGCAUUGGUGAGAAUCAUGUGGUUGCAACUUUAAGCAACAACGAUGUUCUCGCUUGGGGUGAUAACGAGUUUGGUCAAUUGGGUAAUGGAAAGAAAGUUAAAUCUAGUAAGCCCCUCAAUAUUCCCAAGUUAUUAGAGCCACUCAAAACUGACAGAGCUCCAUUGACUCCAACCCAGAAAUUAAUUGAUGCUGCAAAUAAUAGACUUCAACUAAAGACCAGUGAUACCUCCACUUUCAAGACACCUAACGGAAAGAAAAUCAAAGGAACAAUUGAGCAAGUUAUAACUGCCACCGGAAAUUCCACUGCUAUUUUCUAUAGGAGAUUGUAG